Sabethes cyaneus is the source of this 720-nucleotide messenger RNA. RefSeq names its product cuticle protein 21-like. NCBI's taxonomy places the organism in Eukaryota, Metazoa, Arthropoda, Insecta, Diptera, Culicidae. The record is from RefSeq and is a predicted model, not a curated record. The coding region runs from base 1 to 720 and encodes 239 amino acids. Gene Ontology annotation, cellular component: extracellular matrix. The transcript has 2 exons.
AUGAGUUUGCUUAAAGUUGCAGUUUUCGCCGCACUAGUCAUUUGUGCUAGCGCCGAGCCUAAACCAAACCCGGGAGUCCUCGCAGCCCCAGUGGCUUACUCAGCACCUCUAGUCCAAGCACCAUUUGUCGCCAGAAGCUUUGCGGCACCGGUGGCAUAUGCAUCUCCAUUCGCUUACAGUGCUCCUGUUGCUGCCGCUUACACUGCUCCAGUAGCCGCCGCCUAUACAGCACAAGUUGCUGCUGCUCCAGUUCUAGCUGCUCGUGCUGCGCCGGUCGUUGCGGCAGCUGCACCUGUUGUGGCUGCUCGUGCUGCUCCUCUAGUAGCCGCUGCGCCAGUCGUUGCUGCUCCAGCACCUGUCGUGGCAGCCCGUGCGGCUCCCGUUGUUGCUGCCCCAGUUGUUGCCGCUCGUGCUGCUCCACUCGUUGCUGCUGCGCCAGUCCAAGCUGAGUUUACCGAUGCUUAUCCACAAUAUCAGUACGCUUACAACGUUCAGGAUGCCCUGACUGGUGACUCGAAAACACAGGAAGAAACUCGCGAUGGUGAUAUCGUUAAGGGAUCUUACUCCUUGAUCGAACCUGACGGCAGCCGUCGCAUUGUCAACUACUAUGCCGACCCAAUCAACGGAUUCAACGCUGUCGUGCAGAAGGACGUUCCAGUUGCGCUAGCAGCCAAGACCGUCGUGGCUCCCGCCGUUGCUGCCAAGGCUGUGCUGGUCUAG